Messenger RNA from Arabidopsis arenosa, 1056 nucleotides. The record is from the annotation of a GenBank genome assembly. NCBI's taxonomy places the organism in Eukaryota, Viridiplantae, Streptophyta, Magnoliopsida, Brassicales, Brassicaceae.
AUCUCUCAAUCUCUCCACUUUCUCCUCUGUCACUUCGAGCUCUCCUCGAAAAAUAUUCUCUUUCAAUCCAACCCGAAUGUCUUCCUCACUUCCCGGGUCUGACCCAGUUGCAAAUUCUCCGACUUUCGUCUCUGUUCAAUCAGCUGGAGAUGUUCGUAAGAUAAAGUUCUGUCAAUGGUGUGGAGGACCAACGAAGCAUGAGAUACCUGACGGUGAAGAGAAAUUGAGAGCUAUUUGUACACAUUGCGGCAAAAUCGCAUAUCAGAAUCCUAAGAUGGUUGUAGGUUGCCUUAUCGAGCAUGAAGAAAAGGUUUUACUUUGCAAGCGUAACAUUCAACCUUCACACGGUUUAUGGACUCUUCCUGCUGGUUAUCUAGAAGUUGGAGAGUCAGCUGCACAAGGAGCAAUGAGGGAAACUUGGGAAGAAGCAGGAGCCUCUGUGGAAGUCAUUUCACCUUUUGCGCAACUCGAUAUUCCUCUUAUUGGCCAAACGUAUGUUAUAUUCUUAGCCAAACUGAAGAACCUGCAUUUCGCGCCUGGUCCCGAAUCAUUGGAGUGUCGUCUUUUUGCACUAGAUGAGAUACCGUUUGAUUCCUUGGCUUUUUCAUCUAUAUAUGUUACCUUAAAUUUGUACUUGGAAGACCUGAAAAAAGGGAAACUAAAGUUUCACUAUGGUACGAUUAAUAAAAGGCCUGGAAGUAGUCCUUCAGAUAUUCGUGCCUUUAGUCUCGAUUACCAUCUGCAACCGUGACUCGAGUUUACAGAAGCAGCUUCUGUAUUUGCUUUGUUCUUCCAUGUUGAGUCUUGUCAUUUCGCAACUCUUGUUACGAGAAGAAAAGGAAAGAUGAAGUUGCUUAUGUGAGAGAUUCCUUGGACAGAUGAGAAACAACGCCGAAGAAGAUAAUUUGGACAGAGCUUCGUUUUGUCUUUGUGGUGGAGAAAUAGGUUUGGAUGACUUUUAGGUAACUCAUGUCAGAUGUUAUGGCUGAACAAUGUGUAUCUUAUCGGUUUCUGGUUUCAGUUGCCUCAAAUGUAAAAUGAAAACUUCAGAUGUGU